AUGUCUUACACCGACAGUCCCUUGACUCAACUGCCGACCGUGGAUUUCAAGUUUGAAGACUUGCGCAAGCGCAUGGCUGAAUUCACCGUCAAAUUCGAUGCAUUUAUUGAGCAAGGCCGGAAGAGGGUGCUGCAGGAGAGAAACGAGUUUCGAGCACGGCUGGGGGAAAUCAGCGAGGAACAACGAUCAUGCAGCACCCAAAUCACCACACUGCAGUCUACCCUCUCAACACACGAACACGUAUUGUCGAGAGAGCAAGCAGAAAAGAACGAGAUGCACGGACAGAUAUCAAAGUUGGAAUCGCAUCAAUCGAACCAAUCCGCGGCCCGCGAUCGAUUGAAAAGCGCCAUCAGUCAGACGCAGCGGCAGAUUGAGGCCAAGGUUCAAGCUCAACGGGAAUACUCGCAGAGGAUUGACGGCCAGAGUCGGUUGAAUGGACCCGAGUUGAACUUCUGGGAGACAUACCUCGGCUGCCGAAUCGAGGGCAGUGGCGACGAGAACAAAGUCAGAGUCGCCUUCGUGUUCCCACCGGCCAAGGGCAGCAAGAGUACUGAGGAGAGAGAGGCUUUGUUUGAGUUACAGAUCCCCGAUACAGGGAGCGCGAGGUACGAAGUGGUAUACAUGAAACCAAGACUGGAGGCCGAGAAGGUGGAUAAGGUCGUGGAUCGACUGAACACCACCAGAGAAAUCGGAAGCCUCCUCAAAGGUAUGCGAGGAUUGUUCGCAGAAGUGUUCGAAUGA
Exophiala aquamarina CBS 119918 is the source of this 741-nucleotide messenger RNA. RefSeq lists its product as uncharacterized. The coding region runs from base 1 to 741 and encodes 246 amino acids. The transcript is spliced from 2 exons. Gene Ontology annotation, biological process: chromosome segregation. Gene Ontology annotation, cellular component: Ndc80 complex. Lineage: Eukaryota; Fungi; Ascomycota; Eurotiomycetes; Chaetothyriales; Herpotrichiellaceae. The record is from RefSeq and is a predicted model, not a curated record.